Molecule: messenger RNA, 2511 nt
Organism: Metopolophium dirhodum (rose-grain aphid)
Lineage: Eukaryota; Metazoa; Arthropoda; Insecta; Hemiptera; Aphididae
Product: scavenger receptor class B member 1-like
Exons: 11
Coding region: 643-2313 (556 amino acids)
Cellular component (GO): cytoplasm; membrane
Molecular function (GO): scavenger receptor activity
Source: RefSeq, a predicted model, not a curated record
AAACGAACCGAUACUCCACAGGCUGCAGUCAUUGUUCGGUGCCCGUUGGCUCUAUCAGUCCUGUUCUGGUCAAACACAUUAACUGCAAUAUCGGCACAUAGAAAUUGUGUGUAUAUUAUAUAUUAUUAUAUCGCACGUGUUGUGUGUAUCCGUGUGUUUGCGCGUAUUUUUCUUAUAUAUCAUAUUAUAUUAAAUUUUAACGCAAUACUGCAAGCUACACACUCGAUAUUAUAGAUUUUUUUUUACACCGGGACCGGGCCGGGCACCUGACGGACAAUUAAUUAAUCGACCACGUUUUCAUCCGGUGAAAUCUCGCGGGCUUUUCUCGGUUCAUGUAAUUUUUUUUUUAUAUUUUGUUUUUUCCGCUACGCUCGUGAUAUUAUACCUAUCGUCAUAUUAUUAACCGUUUUUCACGAAGACUGCAACGAUAAUAUUAUUAUUGUUAAAAUCGUUAUAUUCGUCUAGAGCGCGCGACAUCGACGUCCGGACAACAACAGCUUUGUGACAGCAUAUUAUAAUAUAGAAACAAUGGCACGAAGAUAGAUUGUGCAUUGAGAUAUCGGAUAUCUCUAUUGACAUUUUUACCGUCGAUUCGCUAUUUUAUUCGCCGCCACUGAACGAGCCGGACGGGGGGCGGACGACAUGGAUCAAAACCAGCGGAAUUAUUACAAAACGAACAUAGCUGCUCUGAAUUUGACCGCAGCACUGGUGAAAAGUGACCCACUAAAUGAGAAAGAGGACGACGCGAAAUGGCCCUGUCUCGAAGUGGUCAGCGGCAAAGGCUUGUCCACAGAGACGUCUUCCACAACCUCCAGAGGUGAAACGUCCAACGCGUCUAAUCACACAAGGAAACCGCUCUGUACUAUAGGAAACUCGUUCUACAUAUUCUCAGCAUUAGUAUUAUUCCUCGUGGGCAGUAUUACAAUAGUAUAUACACCAUUUAACAUAUUAAUGAAUGAGAGACUGAAAAUGGUUCGUGGUCUGCCAGCAUACGAAUGGUGGAAGAAUCCUCCUGAUGAGGUAUUGCUCAGAGUGUACCUAUUCAACGUAACAAACAGUGAACGAUUCGAAAACGGAAUCGAUAGUAAACUGGAGCUAAACGAAAUCGGUCCUAUAGUGUUCAGAGAAUUAUUACGACACAGUGAUGUUAGAUUCAACGACAACGGUACAAUGACUUAUGUGGCCACGAGAACAGCCGUGUUUUUGCCAGAAAUGACAAACAUCAGUUUGGACGCUAAUUUAAUACUACCCAACUUUGCCGCGUUGGGAAUGGCAUCGUAUUUGUGGGAUGCUUCAUAUUUCACGAGGUAUGGGUUCAAAUUAAUGAUGGAAAUGUUGGAUACGAAAAUGUUUAUUAAGACAUCUAUUAAUGAUUGUUUAUGGAAUCUAACUGACCCGUUAGUCCAAAAAGCAAAAACGAUGAUGCCUGGUUUAGUUCCUGAAGAAAAUAUGGGUAUAUUAUACCAGAUUUAUAACAAGUUUACGGACGAAGUUACCGUAUUCAUGGGUCCGGAAAACGGGCGACGGUUCUUCACGGUAGAUAAGUAUCAUGGUAAAUCAAAUCUUGGAAUUUGGCAGGAUUCAAAGUGUGAUAGUGUACAGGGCUCUUCUGAAGGUGUUACGUACCAUCAGUUUGUAUCAAAAAAUGACACAUUGAAGUACUUGAGAAAAACCAUGUGCCGAGUGACACCACUAAAAUACAAAAAUGAGGUGACCAAAUCGGGCAUGACAAUGUACAAGUUUAUUCUCCCAAAGAAUGUAUUUUCCCAUCCACAAACCGACCCAAGCUUAGAAGACUGUUUUCAUAAUCCAAAAUCAACUCCUCUCCUUUCUGGGCUCUCUGACGUAUCACCGUGUUAUUAUGAUUUCCCUAUUGCAGCUUCAUUUCCUCAUUUCCUCAAUGGUGAUCAAGCACUAGUAAAAUCAAUAUCAGGAUUAAAACCUACUGAAGAAAAUCAUGGCUCGUACUUAAUAGUCGAACCAUUAACAGGGGUUCCAGUCGAAAGCAGAGCUCGUAGCCAAAGCAAUCUAGUCAUGCAUCCCACGAGUGGAUUUUCAAACAUCGAUAAAUUCAGUAAUAUGACAAUACCAAUGUUUUGGGCAGAAUAUAAUCAAGUGGGUUUACCUUGGUACAUAACAACUCUAAUGUAUUUUACUGUUAACGUUUUGCCGUGCACGCAAUCGAUCGGGAGCAUCGUCAUGAUGAUAGCCGGUUUGGCAAUGAUCGGCAAAACGAUAUUUGAUGCAGUAUUUGGUUAUAAAAAACCACUAUACUCAUAUAGUUCUUUGGAUCUCUUGCCGUCAAUUAGCUAAUACAUUUUGUAAACACCUAUCAACGAAGAAAAUGUCAAAAUUUUUUUUUUAUAUAAUUUAUUUAUACACAUAAUUUUAAGUAUUUAAAUUUUAUUUCUUAUCAUUUUAUGUUCAUCGUAUUUUGUCAAACGUGUUUAUUCAUAAAUAUGUUCUGACAUUUUGUUAUACCUAAUAAAAAUCAUCUUUUUUCACCAUAAA